Messenger RNA from Nannizzia gypsea CBS 118893, 1143 nucleotides. RefSeq lists its product as hypothetical. The coding region runs from base 1 to 1143 and encodes 380 amino acids. Lineage: Eukaryota; Fungi; Ascomycota; Eurotiomycetes; Onygenales; Arthrodermataceae. The transcript is spliced from 2 exons. The record is from RefSeq and is a predicted model, not a curated record.
AUGCCUCACUAUGUAAGGUUUUUGAAACCGCCGAGGAUAGAGGCGAGCAGCAUCAAAACACUGGUCACACUGACAACUGACCUGGGAGACUCGUUCCUCGCGGAGGAGGUUGAGCUCACGGCCUCAGUGCUGCGUGUUGACGACGACGACGGCAGCCUCAAUAAUGGCAGACACGGUAUGCGGUGCAUAAAACAGAAGAACUUUACUUGGACGGCUGGCUCCCGUCAAGUGUUGAUAGCCAUUGAUGGUCUCAAGCUGGAUCUGCGGCGGCACGGCCUGCAGUUGCAUAUAGGGCUUGCAGACCAUGGACAUCAACCUGGGCCAGACGAUGACUUUGCUGUCUCGUCAGCUAUUCCAAUGGUGAUAUCAGCAUGGAGUCCGCCUUUUGGUGGUUCAGGGUCUCCUCAGGCUGACAAGCUGGCUCUCAGAUGGUUCAGGACUAGAUGUCCUGCUGAGGUGCGGAUAUGGGAAGAGACUGGCAACAAUCUCGCAAGACAUAUCUGGGAUGCCUCGCUCGCAUGGCUGAUGCUCUUUCAAGAGACACUUGCUCCGGUUAAUGCUGGUGGCGGUGACGAUAGUCAGGCUACGUCUCCGUUUCUCGUGUUUAAAGACUUGAUUCGACGCAAAGACAAGUCGCAUUUCAAUGUAAUUGAACUGGGAGCGGGUUGUGGUAUUGUCGGAAUCGCCCUAGCCCAGUCGUUGAUGGACUGCUUGGUCGUGUUGACUGACCUUGAAGAGGUCCGCGACAUCGUUACCCGUAACAUCAACGUGUCCAACCCAGCGGCGGGCUCUAAGAUCGACUUCCAAGUCCUCGACUGGGAGAUGAGCAUCCCUAGCAGGAUCUCAGAGCAGCAGUAUGACCUAAUUGUUGUAUCCGACUGUACGUACAACUCGGACAGCCUGCCAGCUCUCGUCGACACCAUGGCUGCGCUGAUCAACCGGUCGCCUCGGGCUGCCAUCAUCGUAGCACUCAAAAGACGUCAUGAGAGCGAGGCCGUCUUUUUCGAGCUUAUGCAGCGUGCGAGGCUGGACGUUUGCGACAAGACUCGCAUCCAGUUACCUAGUAUCUGUUCAGACGACCAUCCCGAAGCGGUAGAUAUCGAGAUAUACUGUUUUCGAUUAUCUUCUCCCUCUCUACGAUGA